Messenger RNA from Schistocerca americana (American grasshopper), 2246 nucleotides. RefSeq lists its product as uncharacterized. The record is from RefSeq and is a predicted model, not a curated record. NCBI's taxonomy places the organism in Eukaryota, Metazoa, Arthropoda, Insecta, Orthoptera, Acrididae. The transcript has a single exon. The coding region runs from base 86 to 1903 and encodes 605 amino acids.
UCUAGUGCGUUGGUUUUUUUCGAUAGUGGCGAAGGUGGGCGUGACUCUUCGGACGGGUGUUGCUGGGAAAGAGAGAGAGAGAGAAAUGGCAAGGUUAAUUGUCGUGUUAACAUUUAUUAUAAUUACUCCGACCUACUCUGAACAAAACUGCAACAUUCCUCUUGUUAUCCGCGGUUCGUGGUUUUCCUGGGAAAAUGGAAGAAUUACGACGACUGAGAUAAAUGCGGAUUCCAUGUCAAGGAAAGGGUACUGUAUUGACAUGAAAGAAGAAUAUCAUGUUAAUUAUACAUUUAUUUUUAAGCAGGAGGGCUCAAGCUGCUAUACAUGCGUGAAAUUAUUGGUCAGGACAGUUAACGUUUUGGAAAAGAUGGAAACUGCGUGUGUUUCUGUACCUCCCGAAAGAGAGGCAACUGUGGAGAAUGUCUGCAAAGGUUUGAAGCCCGACCAACAACUGAUAACACUUUUCGAUGAAAAUUAUGUACCAGUUAAUUGCCGUUCAAGUUUAGAAGGCGUUUGGCAGUUUGGUUAUCAGAAUCGAUUUCGCUUUACAGGAGAAUGUAACCACCCAGACGCUAUGGUCCGUUCCUGUCAGACUGCUGGUACACAGUUUCUGAUCACAAAUCAGAAAUUUAACAUAACAUACAAGAAAUGUGCCGGAAUGAGUGAAACGUUUGAUGGUGUUGUAGAAUAUAGUUGCCUCGGAGACUGGUUUGUGGGUAAAAAUCACUUUUUUGCCGUUGCCAAUACAAAAGAGUCGAGGAAAGACGAAAAAUAUCGAUGUUUUUUGAAAAAUAGGGAUGAUGACCUGUAUAUUGGUGUUUCAAUUACAGCAGAAUGCAACACACUCAAAACAGUGGAGCAGAGUCCGGAGAGAUUACAUCUCACACCGGUGAAAUCUGAAGCUGUGGUUCCUGGUUGUACACUUCCACAAAAUUUCUCAGGUGAAUGGAUAAACACAGCAAACAUAGAUGCUGAUAUUUUCAUAAAUGAAACACACAUUAUGGAAACAUGGUAUCCAGAUGAGGGACGUUUCCGGCGAACCAUAUACGUUUGCCACCAACACAGAGGAACUCGUUACAUGAUGGCUAGACUCACUGUUGAUGGUUGUCAGAAAGAUUAUGUAUGUUUCGACUUUGUGCCCCGACAUCAUAAUAUAAUAAGAUAUAGGCGCGGUAUAGCUUUUAUCACAGAUGAUUUUCGUACUGUAUGUUCAUGGGUGCAAUUCAAAAAUCAAGAAGCAUGGAAGUACGAUUUAUAUUUGGCAAAGAAUCCUGCCCCUGUUCAGUGUCCUGUUGCAGGUAAAUUUAACUUCACACAGCGAGGAGAUAUACCAUUUGAAACCCGCAUUCUUGGAGGUGUGACAUUGUCACCAAGGCCAAAUAUCUACUGCAAGCAGAAUAUAUCAGAUUUUUCGGUUUGUGACCCAGACCAGAAAGAAAUUGCAAUUGAUGAAACAUAUUGCCUUAGUGUAGACCACCGUGGUCGACCUGUUGACAUAUAUAGUGAUCCUGAUUACCGACUGCAAUGUAUUGGAUUUUGGAAGGAGAAUCUGAAGUCUUAUUUAAUAACAUAUGAUGAACUUGAUGCAUUUAGCAAAUAUCGUUGCUGGGUAUAUCAAAGAGCUGAUCUUAACAGGGUACUGAUGUCUCAGGCUCUUGGCCCAUUCUGUGAUCUCAAGCAAGAUGUUACCAGCUGGAAUUACACAGAAGGAGCUGCUGUCGCCAUUGAUAUGGUAGAGUAUGAAAGAGAACGUGACCAGUGUCCAAUGCAUUUUGAUGAUGGUAGUAAUCCAUGGUUAAAUAAAGAAAAUCUCAUUAUAGUUUUCACAUUUGGUAGUGGAUGUACUCUAGGAAAUAGCCUUUUUCUUGUUUGGUUUUUAGUUAUGUUUGUUUACAGUCUGUAGUUGUCUUUUACGACUGUUAAAAAUGGGUCUGUAUUUUUUGCUUCUAAACAUUUCUCACUGGGGAAUGAUGUUUAGUGAUGGUGCACUGCUGUGUAGUGUGACAGUUUGUACGUUACAUAGCUAUAUUUUGGUAGUAUGAUGGGAUAAGGGAUGUCUCCACAUCAGAGUAGCACAGUACUCUGUGCAGACUAUCUCAGGUUUUUUACAAGAUUUUUAAUAUAGCUAGUACUGAACAUAUUUACAUUGUUAAGAAAAUGUACCUACUUUUAAUUGGGUUAUUAGUUCAAUAUUUGUGAAAAUUAUAGAGAGAGAGAGAGAGAGAGAGAGAGAGUGUGUGUGUGUG